AUGGCCUUAGCAGCUCGGUCCAUGGGCCGUUCGGCCCUCUCGCUAACCCGGCGAGGCCCAAUCGCCAUCCCCAUCCGUUCCUUCUCCGCCACGCCGUCAACUUCCCGGGCCAGGACCUCGUCGCCGUCCACCUUAGACGACAUGCCCACCAUGCCGGACUACUCGCCAGACCUGCUGAGCAAGGAGGAGAAGUCGAUGUACGAUAUGCUGUCCCCGGAGGAGCGGGUGCAGUUCGACGCCGAAAACCGACGCAUGGUGGCCGAAUUCAACGACCCCGAGAAGCGAGCGAACGCCCUCGCCGACCUGAACCGGGAAGUCGCCAACCUGGAGCGAGGCGGGCUGCGAUUCGAGGACAUCCGCGAGAAGAGGCCUGGUUUCUGGGCUGAGGAGGAAGACGACGAAUUCGGUCUCGUUGAGGACGCGGACGACGAGUUCCGCGAGGAUGAAAUGACCUCCAUGGCUCAUGCGGAGGUCGAAUUGCACCGCGACAUCCGAGAAUGGACUCGUAUUGCUGCUUGGGAUAUGCCGUUCUUGAGCCAACUGGCUCGCCCCUUCACCCUCCCCCCGGACACUCACAUCCUUCGAUUCCGCUACACGUCGUAUCUAGGCGAGCAGCACCCCGCCGAAAGCAAGGUCGUCAUGGAAGUCAGCACGCAGGAUCUGGCGCCGAAGUACGUCUCUGCGGCGCAGCUGCAGACGCUCCUCAAGCUCGUCGGUCCGCGCUACAACCCCAACACCGAGAUCAUCCGCAUGUCGUGCGAGAAGUUCACCACCCGCGCCCAGAACAAGCGGUACCUCGGCGAUCUCAUCAACACGCUCAUCAAGGAGGCCAAGGAGGGCGACUCCUUCAGCGACGUGCCCCUCGAUCUGCGCCACCAGAAGCCCGAGCGCAAGCUCCGCUUCCCCGAGGCCUGGAAGAUGACCGAGGAGCGCAAGAAGCAGCUCGAGGCGAACCGUGCGGAGAGGAAGCAGUCGGAGCUGGAGAGGCAGGCCCUGGUCGAUGGAAAGUUGGUUAUUGCGGAGGCUGUGCGGAACGUGCCAUCGUUGAACCCGGCUUUGAAUGCGAAGGCGAAGCAGGAGCGGGAGAAGGUUGCUGUUAAGGUUGGGGGUAAGAGGCGCUGA
Aspergillus affinis is the source of this 1122-nucleotide messenger RNA. RefSeq names its product mitochondrial 37S ribosomal protein mS35. The transcript has 2 exons. Gene Ontology annotation, molecular function: structural constituent of ribosome. NCBI's taxonomy places the organism in Eukaryota, Fungi, Ascomycota, Eurotiomycetes, Eurotiales, Aspergillaceae. Gene Ontology annotation, biological process: mitochondrial translation. The record is from RefSeq and is a predicted model, not a curated record. The coding region runs from base 1 to 1122 and encodes 373 amino acids. Gene Ontology annotation, cellular component: mitochondrial small ribosomal subunit.